CUUAACUCUACCGUCUGGUCUUGUCGCCGAAAGACUACUGGAGAAAGCGCUCAGAGUGUGAACAAGUCUCGGGUCGUCGUCGUAAAGGUCCUGUGUCGAGACCGAGCCGAGGUGGAAAGGAAUUGGCGCAAGACGGCAAAGGAGCUGACCUUGGAGGAAUACACCGAGGAAGUGUCAGCAUACGAAGCGAAGAUCAUGGAAUCACUCAACCAUAAACACAUUGUUCGCUUCAUCGACUGUCACGACGGAGGCACGACUUCUAACAUGCUCAUCAUGAACAUCUGCAUGGAGAAGCUCGACUGCGAUCUCAAGAGCUUCGUUGAAGACAACUCAGGGACUAUCACCAAGACAGAAUUCGCUAAGAUGGCUCAGCAGAUUUGCCUUGCCCUUCAAUACCUGCACAAGCAGAAGCUGAUUCAUGGCGACCUCAAGCCUCAGAACAUCCUCGUUGACAAGUCGAACAACAAUAUGCUGAAGCUUGGGGAUUUUGGCAGUACAGUGGAGCUCGGCUCAGAAGAACGCUAUGUCAGCGCCGACAAUUUUGGCGGUACACCAUUCUUCGUGGCUCCAGAGCUUCUCAAGGACGAAGCCAAGUGUGGUCGCGCGGUGGACUUCUGGGGCGUUGGUUGUGUCCUUGCCUUCAUGGCUAUCACUCAUAACCCCUUCCAAUUCUCAGCUGGAAGACUGAUUAUGGACCACGAAAUCCUGGCAAACUAUCGGGAAUCCGAAGCUCGAAGUGAUGAUCGGCCGAGAAUUAUUCAGAUACUCGGCAUUCUCGCUACUUUGGGCUGG
Messenger RNA from Aureobasidium vineae, 792 nucleotides. The record is from the annotation of a GenBank genome assembly. Lineage: Eukaryota; Fungi; Ascomycota; Dothideomycetes; Dothideales; Saccotheciaceae.